CAUCAGCAGUUGCGCAUUGUUUUGGUGGUUCUUAGCACCUCACUUCACUGCAUUCAUUCAAUUUAUUCUCAGAAAAGCUGAAAAUGUGACAGCGAAAAUAAAGAGGUAGAUAAACGCAGUUAAAGUUAUACAGGUAUGUUUGUUAGCUAAAUACGUUCAAACGUUCGAAGUUCAAGCGUUCAAACUGCAACAUGGGUUCACAAGCAACAACAAUAACAGGCAGGGGGCGGGUACGCUUAUUGCUAACUGGCUAGCUACCUAAGUUAGUUAGUUAGCUUGCUAGCCAUACAUACACACGUAGCCCAAGACAAAUAUAUUGUAGAAGUGCAAGGCAAGCCAUUAUUUACUGAUUAUUAAGGGCUACCUUUAUGUAAUGUUAAAGACUGCAUUUAUUCCUUGCAAUUUAAGUUUGAUAGGCAGCUAGUCAGCUGAAUCCGCUAGCUUGCUAACGUUGGUAGUAAUUUUAGCAAGCUUGCUAACUAGCUACCAAAUAUUAUACAGAACUAACCCUGUGGCUGUCUACGUUAUGUAAACUAGUUAAAUGUCAGGACCUGAUAACUUUACCAUAACGCUAGACUAGAAGAGUGACAAUUUACAAGAUUCUGCGAGCAUCAUCCCUGCCCCAUGAGCAGCGAGCUGGGCUUUCUGCCUGCCAUGUACCUAUUCCCUGGCUUAAUCAAUGUCCCUGAAAUGGGGAUCAAUAUUGGUCCUGCAAAUACCCGUCAACACCUGCCGGGAGUGUCGCCCCCAAGCACGAGUUGGGAGAGAAGAUGCCUGAGAAAGCACAGGAGGAGAACAGAUGAUGAAGGAUGCAGUGCCAAAAAGAGGAGGCUGAUGGGAGAUGUAGGAUGCGAUCCUUUGGAUGACCUCAGCCAUAAUGUGUGUCAGAUCUGGCCACCAGGCAACAAUGGCCCCCCUCUACCUGAAUCAGCCAGCCAAGCACCUCCCCAGCACUGCCUGGGGACUCAGAACCUGGGGCUGCCCAUAUCCGGGUCUCCCUCCCAUCUGGUCUGUCCAGAAGCAGAAGGCUCCUGCAUCGAGGUGGAGUCUGCUCAUAGAAGACUGCAGGAGAUUGAGGAAAGGAUCAGUCUGGAGGAUGAUGAUGAUGACCUGGAUGUGGAGCCAGCACCCAGGCGGCCAGUGCUGGUGAUGUCUGACAGUCUGAGGGAGGGGCUUCAGCGUGGCAUCAGUGACAUUCUCCCCCACACUGUGGCCCAGUCUGUGAGCCACUCCUGUAUGGAGCUGGUAGUAUGGCGCCUCCCAGAGGAUGCGCUGGCUCGAAAGCUGAAAGACUCCCUGCAGAGGAAGCAGCAGACUACCAGCAGGCAGCCGCCGACCCCCAGUGCCCCUACCACUCAGAUUCCCCUCAACCCCACAAACCCCUCAGGGGAGACGUACUCCCCUCUGUACUGCAACCCAGGGGCCGGGGCCCACAGCUCUGGAGAGGAGGACAUGGAGCUGUAGGGCUUUUGAGACCCAGCAUCAGGAAUGCCCAGAGUAGCUACAGGUCUCAGCCUUGGUUCACUUGGUUGGACCCUCAGAGAAGCCAUGGAGAGACAGAAAAAACUGCAUAGACAGAUCCAAAACUUCACAGUGAUAUGAACGUCUGCUUUGGAUCAAGACCAGGCUGUUGGGCAGCAUGGCACAUGUAUACCACUUGGCCAAAAGAGGGCAAGUACCCACUUUCUUUGUGUUACAGUCAGAUAAUACUGGAUGUAAAUAGCAACUGCCUCUAAAAAAACAACUUCUCAUUUAGAAAACAGCCCUAUGUGUCAUCAAUAUGAGUCAGAAACAUGUAUUCUACUGUCAGAAUUGACUACAAAGUGUAAAUAAACUCAGUCUCAUCAAAAAUAGACUUGUGGUCGUGACUGCAUCACAACGUAAAUGAAUGUUGGGUUUGUUGUCGUUUUUUUCUUCUUACCCAGAGUGGGAAGAACUCAUGGAUACAAUUUUUAUGUCUGCGUGCAGUUUGGAGAUGAUGGAAGUUAGCAUGUCGUUAUCUUUUUUUCUGGAAGUCUCCAGGUCAGAGUAUGUGAGCGGAGCUUGAGUGGACUGAGGAGCUGACCGUGCCCAUUUGACUGGAGCAUGGAGCUAGAUUCCCAAAGGCUGGACCGUCAGCCUUCUCGCUCCAAUAGCGCUCACUUCACGAGCUCAGGACAUGCCUGGCCCAGCAUGCAUUUGUAUGCUACUUGUGUGCUGCUAUAUACCCUUGCUUUAGCUACUGUCAUGGAGUUCACUAAAUAAUUUCAUAAAGAAACUGAUAAAACACACAGGUGCAAAAUCAAGGUGAGCAGGAAAGGGAGUGCAGUGAUGUAGUGUCCUCAACUAAAGAAUCAUUGUGGAAUCUGAAAAGACACGUAUCCCAAAAGCAUGAUGGUGUACUUACUAUAUGCACAUGCUAACAGAAAGGAACGAGGUGGGUAGCUGGCAAAGUGUGUCAUUGUAGAAAAGUAUUUAUAAACAAAAAAUCUGAUCUCUUAAAUGUUUUGUAAAAACAAUUAUCUAUACAAUAGGCCAUCGUUGAUUUUGGUCCAAUAGGCCUGGCAUAUUCCCGCUUUCAAGGAGCUUUCUGUUUUGACUAGGUUAUUUUGCCUGAACCUUUAGGCCUACCUAUAUAUAAAAAAAUACAUCUCUGCCCAGCCUGGCAAGAGUGGCCAAAAGGGUGUUUAUCAUCCCAGUGGCUCUGUAACCGCGGAGAGGAUAUUCUCCGCUGCUGGCCUGCUCUCCAGGCACUAUCGCAUGAGCCUGAAGCCACAAACUGGCCAAUCUCUUGUUUCUAAAAAUGAAUUCAAAGGCACUGAGUCAAAUAAGGCAUUUUUAUUUAAUUUGUAUUUCAUUCUAAGUAAGUCACAGCCAAUAUGCACAAUUUAAUGGCUAUAAUGAUUUAAUACAAUUAAAUACUGAGCGCUUUAUGUCCCUACCAGCCUAGUGUUGCACUCGCAAAUGCUUCACAAUGUAUUUCUUUGUAGGCUAUAGCCUUGAAAUAAUAAAAAAUAAUAUAGGAGUGCCAAGAGCGACUGCACACCUCAGCUCACAUAUUCUGCUCCAGGUAGUACAGUAGCCAGCUCCUCACAACAGCAGGGAAAUAGACCUUCUAACUACUCUAAAGUUGGGUGAUGUUGGUCAUUUUCAGUGCCUUCAGAAAUUAUUCACACCCCUUUACUUUUUCCACAUUUUAUUGUGAUAUAGCCUGAAUUGAAAAUGGAUUCAAUUGAGAUUUUGUAUCACUGGCCUACACAUAAUACCCUACCUAUCAUGUCAAAGUGGAAUUAUAUAUAUAUAUUUUUUAAACUUUUACAAAUUAUUACAAAAAUUCAAAGCUGAGUCAAUAAGUAUUCAUAAGUAAGUACUCGUGGAUACCAUUUCUAUGUCUGCGUCCAGUAUGAAGGAAGUUAGAGGUAGUUUCACGAGCCAAUGCUAACUAGCGUUAGCGCAAAGACUGGAAGUCUUUGGGAUCAGCUAGCAUGAAAGUAGAUAAAGAGCUUAAUUGCCAAAAUCCUGAACUAUCCCUUAAAUUAAAUGUCUAUGUUGAAGCUUUAAGACCAGUGGCAACACACGUCAAGCAUUUCUGAUGUUUGGGAAUUGUCUAGUACCUUAUGUUCUAACUCUAAUGUAACAACUGUUUCAUAGCAGACUGCUUAGCCUAUUUGGAGAAGUCUCUGUUUUGUUGUAGUUACAUUAAAUGCAAGUAAAUAUGAUCUGUGCUUAGCCAAUGCAUUGGUUUACAAAGGACAAGGAUGUAAUUCAUUCGACUUUAUUCAAAGGGAAGAAGGGCCAUUGAGCUCCGAUAAUGUCAGUAUGAAAGUUUUAUACUCAUCUUUUAGCCCCAGUUGGGUUAUGUUUUUAAGAACGGUUACUGUUUAAAGGUGGUUUGGUCCUUGUUCCCGCAUUCAAGAAUAAAGUUGGUCUUCCUACAAUAAUGUGAAAAAUAAUGAAUGUACUAAAAUUCACCAUCAUUGUACACUCAUUGUAAUCCUCUCAUAUGCACCUUAACAGAAACAUUGGCUAGUUGAACUUGAUUUGUUUCUAAAUAAAUUCUUUAUUGCU
Molecule: messenger RNA, 4047 nt
Organism: Oncorhynchus nerka (sockeye salmon)
Lineage: Eukaryota; Metazoa; Chordata; Actinopteri; Salmoniformes; Salmonidae
Product: coiled-coil domain-containing protein 117-like
Exons: 6
Coding region: 625-1464 (279 amino acids)
Source: RefSeq, a predicted model, not a curated record